Messenger RNA from Coffea arabica (coffee), 1851 nucleotides. The record is from RefSeq and is a predicted model, not a curated record. NCBI's taxonomy places the organism in Eukaryota, Viridiplantae, Streptophyta, Magnoliopsida, Gentianales, Rubiaceae.
AUGCCCCGUUCUUCUCGCACAGGUGAAUUGAUAUACGACGCGGAGGUUGAGAAAGCAGCGCGUAAGCGGAGGCAAAAGACCAAGAGACGAAAAGAAGGGCACUUAUUUAUUGCAAACGAGUCAGUAGAAGACGAAAUAAGCAUGGCCAACACCCAAACAUUAAAGGAGCUGGCUGCCCCGGAACUGACUCACCAGCCCUUGUGCAUCACGUUCCCCACUUUGGCUGAGAAUACGGCUUUCGAACUGAAGUCGGGGUUGAUUCACCUCUUACCUUCUUUCUAUGGUCUCUCUGGUGAAGAACCCCACAAACACGUCAAGGAGUUCGAGGUGGUGUGCUCUAGUAUGAAACCUCCUGGGGUCACUGAAGAGCAAAUUAGACUGAGAGCCUUCCCUUUUUCCCUCAAGGAUGCAGCGAAGGAUUGGUUAUACUACCUAUCCGCAGGUAGUAUCACAACAUGGGCCCAACUUAAGAAGAAAUUUUUGGAAAAAUUCUUCCCUGCCUCCCGGGCUGCAAGUCUAAGAAAAGAAAUAUGUAGUAUUAAACAGUAUCCCGGGGAGUCCCUAUAUGAUUAUUGGGAAAGGUUCAAUAAGUUGUGCACUAGAUGCCCACAGCAUCAAAUUAGUGAACAACUAUUGAUCCAAUACUUUUAUGAGGGACUACAGACGUCCGACAGGAGUAUCAUUGAUGCAGCAAGUGGGGGAGUAUUAGCAAACAAAACACCAAGGGAAUCAUGGCUACUCAUUGAGUCGAUGGCAGAAAAUUCUCAACAGUUUGGCUUCCGUGAGAGUAACCCUACCCGUAGGGUUAAUGAGGUGGAGACGACAUCUAUUCAGCAACAGUUGUCGGAGCUAACAUCCGUUGUUCGACAAUUAGCUGUGGGAAAUGUGCCCCAAGUAAAAGCCUGUGGAAUCUGCACAAAUAUGGGCCACCCUACUGACUCAUGUCUUCUGUUGCAAGAGAAUGGGGCUGAACAAGUGAACAUGGCUGGAGGCGUGCCCGCGCCUCGUAGACAGUACGAUCCAUACUCCAACACAUAUAAUCCGGGUUGGAGAGAUCACCCCAAUUUCAGCUAUGGUGAUAGGCCACAAAAUGCAUUCUCUAAUCGUCCACCAGGAUUUCAGCAACCUUGGCAACAGAAGUCUCAAUCCUCGUUCUCCAGCUCAGAAAGUUCUUUGGAGGAAAUUGUCAAGAGUUUGGCCACGACCACCACUCAACUCCAGCAAGAGACUAGGUCCUUGCUCGCGAGCACUAUUCAGUUCCAACAGGACACCAAAGCAGGCAUGAAGGACAUGGAGAUUCGAAUGAGUCAAAUGGCAACUGCCAUUAACCGCCUGGAGUCCCAUGUCUAUGGAAAAUUGCCAUCACAACCCGAGACAAAUCCCAACAAUGUAAGUGCCAUGACAUUAAGGAGUGGAAAAGAGGUGGAGGGACCUAAGUUGGUAAAUUCGAAGAGCAGAAAUGAAGAGGAAAUCGAGAAGGAGAUUGAAGAGAAAGGACGCAUUCGCGAAGAGCCUAAGGUACCCAAGUACGCAAAGUUCUUGAAAGACUUGUGCGUUAACAAAAGAAAGCUAAGGGGUGAUGAAAGAGUGAUGGUAGGAGAGAAUGUAUCAGCUGUACUUCAAAGGAAACUCCCACCCAAAUGCGGAGAUUCAGGCCGCCGCCACCUUCCUCUGCACCGCCCUAGCUUGCCAUCGUCCACCAACGCACCAGGCGUGCCUCUGCGCCCUGCCCGUGCACGCGGUCCUCCUCCAGCAGCACGCGGCCUUUCUCUUUGCCUGCAUUUAGGCAGAGAAUCAGGCGGCCUUCUUCGCUCACAUUGGAUUCACCCCGCCUCACCUCCUCCGCCUUAG